Molecule: messenger RNA, 2528 nt
Organism: Periconia digitata
Lineage: Eukaryota; Fungi; Ascomycota; Dothideomycetes; Pleosporales; Periconiaceae
Source: the annotation of a GenBank genome assembly
CGCUGUAUACCGUGCUUAAUCGCAAAAGGGGAAACGACAACGCAUCGGACGACUCUGGCAAACUUCUUUUUCUUCACAUCAAACAGCUUCCCAUCAGAGAAAAAUAAAACGGUCGCUCCCGAAUAUCAAUGCAGUAAUAUACGGUACCAUACAUGGAAGAAAAGGCCCGUCAAUUGUGGGACAACUUUUGCUCUAAGCACCCAACGCUUAGCUCCCGCUUAGUAGCUUUAGCUACCGCUAUUAGGCCUUAUGUUCCACCCGCCAACUUCAUCACGAUACAUUAUGCCUACUUCGUCGUCACGACCAUCAUAGGUACAUUGAUCUUCUGGGGUGCUUCGUCCCCGCCUCGCAGCAUUGGAUGGUGGGACAGUUUGUUCAUGGUGGCGUCGGCUGUCACCGCGAGCGGUCUCAAUACAGUCAAUGUCAGCCAAUUGACGACGUUCCAGCAGGUCGAGCUGCUGGUUUUGAUGAUCAUCGGUAGUCAGGUGAUUGUGUCAUGGUUCACCAUCGCAUUCCGGAAACACAUCUUCGAAAAACGUUUCGAAGAUAUUGUGGAGCAGGAGCGGGCGAAGAGGAAGAACAAGCCAUCCAAAACAGGUUCCGUCGUAGGCAUGGCAGGUGCCAUGUUUGGAGUUCCUGUCAUGUCUACUUUUGGCAAAGGUCGAUUGAGAAGCCGAUCACGACCGACCAACAAGGCGAAUGGCUCAGAUCCUCUGGAUCUGGAAGAGCUUGGGCGCGAAGAAACGUUGGUCCAGAACGCGCAGGAUCCAGUCGAUCCCAGUUCUGCCACUGAAGAGAGAGCUCAAAAUCAACAACAUAUCGGGUUUCUCGAGCCCAUCCGCGAACACGAUGGCUCAGAAGCAGCUCCAACGACGGGACAUUCGAUUUACAAGAUCCGUUCCCAGGGCGGCGAAUCCAUGUCCAUAAGGCGAAGACCCAAGACAGCCGACUCUGGAAUGUCAGACAAGUUCAACGUCAAAACUUUUGUGACUGAGCAAAAAAGCAACAUCGGCAAGCACGGCCAGUUUUUCAAUCUAUCAUCGGACGAACGCGAAUAUCUGGGUGGCGUCGAAUACCGCUCUCUCAAGUUCCUCUCUUUCUUUGUCAUGGCGUACUUUGUACUCUGGCAGCUGUUCGGUGCUAUCGCCCUGGGAGCUUGGAUGUCCGUCCACGAGACUGAAGCCACCGCGGUCAAUGCUCAGAAUCCAUGGUGGGCCGGCAUCUUUCUUGCUAUAUCAGCGUACAACAACACUGGAUUCACUUUGCUGGAUGCGGGGUUUUUACCCUUUCAAUCUUCGUACUUUGUUCUGACGGUAGUCACUAUCCUGUCACUGGCUGGUCCAGCGGCUUACCCAGUUUUCAUGCGCUGCACCAUCUGGACCAUGUCCAUACUGCUCAAUUUUUUCCGUCGACAGAAGGACUAUGGGGUUUGGAGGGAGGGUUUCGACUUCAUACUCAAGUUUCCUCGCCGAGUGUACAUCAGCAUGUUUCCGCGCAGAGACACGUGGGCAUUCGUAAUCACUUUUACCUCGUUUGUGGUAGCAGACUGGAUUCUUAUCCUAAUACUGGGAAUUGGAAACCCGACCAUGGAGGCUAUACCUGUUGGCCAGCGAAUUUUCAUCGCUCUCUUCGAAGGUUUUUCGAUCCCUUCCGGAGGCUACGCCAUUGUCGCCCCAUCAGCCAUGUAUCACGACGUGCAAGUCCUCUGGCUCGUCAUCUUCUACACGGCCGCAUACCCGCAUAUUAUCACGAUGCGGCGAACCAACGUCUACGAAGAGCGCGCCCUCGGCAUCUACGAAGGCGACCACGCCGAAGUAGAGCAACUCCACUCCGCCAGCAGCAGCCUCUUCGACGUCGACGCCAACAUCCCCACCCAAACCCUCACCAACGAUGAAUCCACCCUCGAAACCUUGACCCCACAAUCCCCCUCUGGAAGACGCCUUCCCGCCCUCGCGCGCCGCGGCACCUCCUUCGUAGGCCGCCAGAUCCAAAACCGCAUGACGUCCUUCCAAGGCGUAGGCGUCGCGAAUAAACCGACUACUUCCUCCUCAGCCCCUACCCCGCUCCGCCGAGCCGCAGAAGUAGAUUUCUCCCGCGCGUCUAUUCAUUCGUUGCAGAACCACCCUUCUACCGCUCCCCCGAGUCUUCUAUCCCAGCAAGUCCGCGGCCAACUCAGCCACGACGUCUGGUGGAUCGCGCUCGCGCUGUUCAUCAUCACCAUCAUUGAAACGCGGCACUCAAAGGAUGACCCGGUCACUUACAGCGUGUUCAACAUCCUCUUCGAGAUCGUGUCGGGCUACACGAACAUUGGAAUUAGUAUCGGGUUGCCGGAUCAAGCGUACAGUCUUACGGGCGGCAUGUACACGGGGAGUAAGAUUGUGAUGGUGUUGGUCAUGCUUAGGGGCCGUCAUAGAGGUCUUCCGGUUGCGCUGGAUCGCGCGGUGAGGUUGCCGGGGAAGAAACUUGCUGAGCAGGAGGAAGAAGAUGCCGAGAUUAGGAGUAUGUUUUCGGGCGUGGGAUCGCCUUGA